Messenger RNA from Lytechinus variegatus (green sea urchin), 1193 nucleotides. RefSeq names its product scavenger receptor class B member 1-like. Gene Ontology annotation, cellular component: cytoplasm; membrane; lysosome. NCBI's taxonomy places the organism in Eukaryota, Metazoa, Echinodermata, Echinoidea, Temnopleuroida, Toxopneustidae. The transcript is spliced from 6 exons. Gene Ontology annotation, molecular function: scavenger receptor activity. The coding region runs from base 116 to 1063 and encodes 315 amino acids. The record is from RefSeq and is a predicted model, not a curated record.
AGGUAGGUGUGACUCAUUCUGCAGUUGCUGAGUGCAUAUCGUAGAGGAUCAAAGGCACAAGCCAACAGGAGCCUUAUCUGGUCAACAGAUAACUUAUCAACAGAUCCCACCAAUCAUGGCACCUCAGGAUGAUGAAGUAACACCCUUACUUGGGAAUUAUAGUUAUAUAUCCACAGACAGUAGCAAAGACAGGUGCUCAUUUAAGCAGCGUUGUAAGACCAUGACAAUGAGACGGUGGGUUUGCUAUGUUAUCCUGGUGCUACUAGCCCUGGUGCUUGUUCUAACAGGGCUGAUAGGGAUUCCCUAUAUGAUGUCUGCUGUUUACAGAUGGGUCAUCGAUAAAAUGAUGGUGCUGGAUCCUUCCUCGCCUCUGUUCGUAGAAUGGCAGACGCCGAAUAUACCCAUGUUUCAGUCUUUUUAUUUUUUUGACAUUCAAAACCCAGAAGAAUUUAAAGCAGGUGGAAAACCAAAUGUUAUCGAGAGAGGACCCUAUGUUUACAAAUUAUUGUUUGACAGAGUCAACUUGACAUUCUACGAUAACAACACCCUAUCCUUUUAUCCACGAUAUUACUAUUCAUUUGAUGAGGAGAAAUCAGUCGGGCCAGAAUCUGAUACAAUAAUCACCUUGAAUAUGCCUUUAGUGACGGUAGCAUACUUUGUGAGGAACUUAGGUCCACUCGUCCAGCUUCCUGUCAAUAUUCUCUUGGAGGAGUUAGGAGAGAGACUCACUCUAAACCUUACAGUAGAUCAGAUACUCUGGGGUUAUGAUGAACCCCUUUUCAAACUUAUUCAGCCAAUAAUCAGCAUUCCAGGCUUUGAUGAAGGGAAGUUUGGCUUCCUCUUACAGUUCAAUUAUACAACAUUGAACCUGUACACUGUGAAUAAUGGAAAAGAAAACCAGUCGUUGCUGAAUGACGUUGUUAACUUCCAGGGCUUGCCUCAACUUAACUGGUGGGGAACACCAGCAACGAAUGAAAUUUUAGGAACAGAUGGUACUAUGUAUCACCCGUAUAUGUCAAGAGAAGAAAAUUUAUAUCUCUUUCAUCCAGAUCUUUGUAGGUAAGUGAUCAUCAUACAUAUUUUCAAAACAGAUUCCAUGAUUCAAUCCAUGUAAGAAGUACUGAUACCCUUCACCUAAUGUACAUUUGCGAUGAAGAUGAUUACAUUUGUAAUUAUUUGCAAUUGUAGAUAAU